Messenger RNA from Octodon degus (degu), 1998 nucleotides. It is a transcript of the gene Tob1, whose product is annotated as transducer of ERBB2, 1. Gene Ontology annotation, cellular component: cytoplasm; nucleus. The record is from RefSeq and is a predicted model, not a curated record. Gene Ontology annotation, biological process: regulation of gene expression. Gene Ontology annotation, molecular function: transcription corepressor activity. Lineage: Eukaryota; Metazoa; Chordata; Mammalia; Rodentia; Octodontidae. The transcript is spliced from 2 exons. Bases 168 to 1223 code for a protein of 351 amino acids.
CCGCCGCCCGCAGCCCCGAAGCCCGAACAAGACCCCUGGAGGUGAAGGAUACUCCACUCCUACCAGCACUUUGAAUGAAAAUCUCUUUCUCUGCCACACACUGAACACUGUUUGUUUGUUUCCUUGUGGAGGAGUUGAAACAAACCUCACCUUGUGGCCUAGCAGCUAUGCAGCUUGAAAUCCAAGUAGCACUCAAUUUUAUUAUUUCCUAUUUGUACAAUAAGCUUCCCAGGAGACGCGUCAACAUUUUCGGUGAAGAACUUGAAAGACUUCUUAAGAAGAAAUAUGAAGGGCACUGGUAUCCCGAAAAGCCAUACAAAGGAUCAGGGUUUCGAUGCAUCCACGUUGGGGAGAAGGUGGACCCGGUCAUUGAGCAGGCGUCCAAGGAGAGCGGCUUGGACAUCGACGAUGUGCGUGGCAACCUGCCCCAGGACCUGAGUGUGUGGAUCGACCCCUUCGAGGUCUCCUACCAGAUCGGCGAGAAGGGGCCCGUGAAAGUGCUUUACGUGGAUGACAGUAAUGAAAACGGAUGUGAGUUGGAUAAGGAGAUCAAAAACAGCUUUAACCCUGAGGCGCAGGUCUUCAUGCCCAUCAGCGACCCAGCCUCGUCCGUGUCUAGUUCUCCAUCGCCUCCCUUUGGUCAUUCUGCUGCUGUGAGCCCUACCUUCAUGCCCCGCUCCACCCAGCCUUUGACCUUCACCACUGCCACUUUCGCAGCCACCAAGUUCGGCUCCACCAAAAUGAAGAACAGCGGCCGGAGCAACAAGGUGGCACGCACGUCCCCCAUCAACCUGGGCCUGAACGUGAGCGACCUUCUGAAGCAGAAAGCCAUCUCCUCCUCCAUGCACUCUCUCUACGGGCUGGGCCUGGGGAGCCCGCAGCAGCCCCCCCUGCAGCAGCAGCAGCAGCCCCAGCCCCAGCCCCCCACCCAGCCCCCCGCCCAGCCUCCUCCCCCGCCGCCACCCCCACAGCAGAAAACCUCUGCACUUUCUCCCAACGCCAAGGAAUUCAUCUUUCCCAAUAUGCAAGGGCAGGGGAGCAGCAGUGGGGUGUUCCCAGGGGACGGCCCCUGUAACCUGGGUCCCCUCCAGUACAGCAAUGCCUUUGAUGUGUUUGCAGCCUACGGGGGCCUCAAUGAGAAGUCUUUUGUAGAUGGCUUGAAUUUUAGCUUAAAUAACAUGCAGUAUUCUAACCAGCAGUUCCAGCCUGUCAUGGCUAACUAAAAAGAGAAAUGCAUCCUACGAGUUCAAAUGCACGGGCCCAAGGGGGAUUUUUCUUUUUCUUUUUCUUUUUUUUUGUGGAACCUCCUUGAGAUUUCUUUUUUCUUCUAAGCUUAUAGUAAGGAUACAUUCAGGCUUGGUUACAAAAAUAAAACACGCAUCAUUUUUCAUUUGCCAACCAAGCACAAAGUUAUUUUAUACUGACUGUAUAUUUUAAAGUAUCCGCUCAGAUAUGGCCUCUUACAGUAUUUAAGGUAGAGCAAGGACAUGGCUGAUUUUUUUUUUUAUAAAAAAUUGGCACUAAUAAGUGGGUUUAUUGGUCUUUUCUAAUUGUAUAAUUUAAUUUAGUACAAAGUUUGUAAAAUAUCAGGAUAUAUAUAUUGUUUCUACGACAUGGUAUUGCAUUUAUAUCUUUUUACUACAGUGACCUGUGAGAGCAGAAGCUUCAUGUUGUAUUUUUUUUACUGAAAUUGUAAAAUAUCCAUCUUAAAGACAUCAACUAUUCUCAAAAUUGUGUACAGGAUAUUCCUUUAGUGGUGGAAUUAAAAAUGUACGAAUAUUUGCUUUUUCAAAAAAAAAAUGUAUUUUCUGUUAAAGGUUUAAAGAUUUUUGCUAUAUAUUAUGGAAGAAAAUGUAAUCGUAAAUAUUAAUUUUGUACCUAUAUUGUGCAAUACUUGAAAAAAACGGUAUAAAAGUAUUUUGAGUCAGUGUCUUAAAUGUUAGGAGGGACUGAAAUAGUUUAUAUUAAGUUUGUAUUAAAAUUCUUUAAAAUUAAAAA